AUCAUUAAAACUUGUUUAGCAGCCCUCUUCUUUACAGCAGUAUGCUAGCUGUUCGGGUAAAAACAAAAACAAAUAAUGUUUGCGACUGCGUUUUAAAGGUUUUUUGUCAUGUUUAAUUUUUGCUUUUUGGUUUUUUGGAAUGGACCUCCUCAUAGCAUAGUUUUUAGUAUAAAUUCGCCAGUGAAUUCACUGAAGAGUAUCAGUUCCAACCUUCACUUUGUUAAGAUCACAACUUAAGCAAAACAAAACAAAUUCUACAAAAAUGAAACUCUUCGUAGCUGCUGUAUUCGCUCUCUUGGCUUUGGCUUCCGCUGAUGUCAGCCAUUUGUCCAAAUCUUACUUGCCACCCGUACAACAAUCGUACACUGGUGCCAGCUAUCAUCAACAAUCUUUCUCAUCUGGUAACGCUGGCUUCUCUGCUCCCUCUAACGAAUACUUGCCUCCCGUACAACAAACUUACUCCGCCCCGGCUCAAUCUUUCUCCGGCCAUGUUCAACAAUCUUAUGCCGCUCCCGCUCAAACCUACUCUGCUCCAGCUGCUCAAUCUUACUCUUCAUCCGUCUCUUACUCUGGCCCAGCUGUUCAACAAUCCUUCGGUGCUCCCUCCAAUGAAUACUUGCCUCCUGUAGAACAAACCUACUCUGCUCCAGCUCCCGUCCACCACUCAUACUCUGCUCCCUCAGUCAGCUACUCAGCUCCCGCUGUACAAUCUUACUCUGCUCCAGCUGUUCAAACUUACUCUGCUCCCUCAGUCAGCUACUCAGCUCCCGCUGUUCAAUCUUACUCUGGCUCUGUUGGCUUCUCCUCCGGCUCUGUUGAUGUUGGUACUCAAUAUGCUUCCAACGGCGGUUAUGUUUACAGAAAGAAGUAAAUUGUUUACCAGGGGAUUAAACUGUGAUUCCAAUUUUCAUUUUGUAGAAUUGAAGCUUAAGUAAUUGUUUAGUAGAUCAUUUCAUUGUUAAAAUCCAUUAAAACAAAACCAACAUAUUUGUUAAGUAUUUCAAUUUUUUGUUUAAUAAAUAAAACAAUUUAUGUGUUAAAUAUUUAAA
This is a messenger RNA of Lucilia sericata (common green bottle fly), 1049 nucleotides long. RefSeq names its product cuticle protein 16.5-like. Gene Ontology annotation, cellular component: RNA polymerase II transcription regulator complex. Gene Ontology annotation, biological process: positive regulation of transcription by RNA polymerase II. NCBI's taxonomy places the organism in Eukaryota, Metazoa, Arthropoda, Insecta, Diptera, Calliphoridae. The transcript is spliced from 2 exons. Bases 263 to 871 code for a protein of 202 amino acids. Gene Ontology annotation, molecular function: transcription coactivator activity. The record is from RefSeq and is a predicted model, not a curated record.